CGGACUUGACUUGAACCGAUAAGCUAAUAGUGUGCCGCUAUAUAAAUCGUUGUGAACUAAAAUAAAAUCAUUAUCAAUUGGUGAAGUGUUGUAUAAAAGUGAUGUAGAGCAAACUGCCAAAAAAACAAACUGAUCUGUGGAUUGAAACAAAAUUAAAAAUAUGGAAGCCACUUCAAUACUUCAACUGAACGAUCGCUGUUUGUUCGAGAUAUUUCAGCAGAUCAAAAACAACUGCGAGCUUAAAGAUCCCCUAAAAUAUUGGGAUCUCGUAAAUUUCGUUAUCAGCUGCGACCGAUUCGCAGAAGCAUUUAAGCAGUGGAAUUCAGAUCUUUUCAUCGCACUUAAUAUAGAGUGUUUCCGUUCCUUUUUAAGAAGCCAAUCCUGGUUAAAUAAUUCUUUAUUUAACUAUAUGCCUAUGCUUUUUUGCCAAUCUAUUAUUAAAAUCAAUUUGAACGAGCAAUAUGACGCAUUGCAAAACGUCUCCGCAGAGUACAAACAAACAUAUUGGGAUAUAUACAUUAAUGAGGUCAAGGAAAACAAAAGACUAUGUGUACUUGAGAUAGUUUUUGAACCAAACCGACACUACCCCGAACAUUUGGACAGGUUCGAGGCCCUGAUGAAUGCCAUUAGUCACAAGAACUCACUUAAACACCUUGAUAUUAAUGUUUCCGGCAAUAGGGUCCACCAUAUUCCACAGCUCGGUCAAUUGGAAUUCCUCUCAUUAAAUGCGGAAAUGGACGUCGAAGACUUAGUAGAACUUUGCAAAUCAAAUUCAAAUUUAUGCGAACUUCAUUUUCAUAGUACCGAGUUAAACGGAAGGUUUGCGGAUAUUUCGCCAUACUGUAACAAAUUGAAAAAACUUAUCCUAAAGAUGAAGCCCGAUAUAGACGCAACGGAAUAUGCCGCUAUCGCAAAUUUGCCCAAGCUUCGAUCUCUGAAACUUUGGGGAAACCAUCGAGAGGGAACUCUGAUAGCAUUGCUUCAAGCUCUCGAGGGAAUGCGGCUCAAGAGAUUACUUAUUCCACACAUUUUGCUCAGCACACAAGAGGCGCUGGCAAUCUCACAAAUCAGCUCUUUGACCUUCAUAGCGAGUGGUUUCAGUGAUGAAUCAAGCAUUGCGUUUUUGACUCAACUCCCGAAUCUUAAAACACUCACGAUAUUUGCUGAUUCGAACCAGGCCACUUUAGUGAAUCACUUGAAGCACUUGCUAAUGAAGCCUAGAAUAUUUAUUAGAACAAAAAGAUGGAGUUUGAAGAUCAAGUAUAUCGAGGAACAUGGAAGUCUGAAAAUUGGCGUUGAUGAUGAGCAUUCCAGAAACCACCAACAUAUUUGUAAUUACAUAAAUGCCAUCGCCCCGCUACUAAAUGUCGUUCAGUUUCAACUUUCAGUUAAUUUAUUUGAAGUAGUAUUUGACAGCUUCGCAUUACAAAACGUAUACCAGGGUCUAGCCAGCAAGAGACCACAAAUUCUAAAAAAAAUAAGAAUCUCUUCUCCAUUUACCCUAGAGCAUGCUGAAACACUUGCUUCCAUUCAGUCAUUGACGGACAUUGAUUGCUCAUAUUCUCAUUUGGAGUAUAUAAUUGCAAUGAAGAUAAAGCAACUAAAUGCCAUUGAAGAGAUAUCAAAUAGAGUGGAUCGAAUCAACACAGAAAAGUGCAAGAUUUCUAUUCUCCAUAAAAAUAAUGCUGUGACACUAAUACUAGACUUUACAGGUGACAAUAUCGGCUACAGAAUACACAGGAUACGGGAUUGUGUCAGAAUUUUUGAGCCUCUAGCCCAAUUAAAUAACAUAAAAGCUCUUUUGAUUAAGGGUCCCAUCGAAGAUUUAUCUUUUACAAAUUUUAUAAAGUUAUUCGAAGGUCUGGAGGAGUUGGAAAUUAAUGUUCUUGGCCCCGAGGAACUUAACGAGCAUUUGGGAAUCGGUAGCUUAAAAGUCCUUAAGUGCGGAUUCUUCUGUUCCGAAUCAACGGAAUAUUUGGCCAAGUUAAAUCACCUUGAAUCACUUACAAUUCUCGAACAUCCGAAGGGAUCUCUACGAUCGCUUUUCAACGCCCUUGCCUCGAGAGAAGAUCAAGUACUGAGAAGCCUCAGUAUUCAACGAACAAGCCCUACUUUCGAAGAGAUCCUGGCGCUUUCUGGCAUAAAAUCCUUGGAGAGUUUGCAACUAGGAAUACCUGCUGACCAAAUAUUUAAAGAUUGUGAUAAGGAUCAAUUUAUUAAUAUUCGACAUUGUGAGAGUUGUGGUCCAAUUCCAAGAAGGUUCAAUGUUGGACAUGUUCUUGACAUAAGGACUGUGUGUUUAGCCCAAAUUGAAAGGCUUAAGAAUAAAACGGAAAUCCCAUUAAAUAUGGAUAUGAUAGCAAACCUUCCAAAUCUUAAGGAACUGAGCAUUCAUUUUGAUUAUGUAGCCCAGGCUACCGAAUCACUAUUAAAAAGCAUAAUGCAACGAUCUCCCCAUAGACUGCGCCGUCUUACACUUCCAUCUCAGAAGUUAGAUUUGAUAUCCCAAUUCGAGGAAUUGCGAUCCCUCGAGUGCUUUGUCUACAAUGUGCAAGAUGUUAAAUAUAUAGUAUCUCUCGAUUAUCUCACAGAGUUACACAUCCACAAUUCGCAGGACACUUUGAUGUGGGAGCUACUAAAAGAACUGAAGGUUUUACUGAACCUUCAGACUUUGCUAUUAGACAACACCCAACUGGAAUUUUUGGACGUGGUCGAGUUAACGAACAUUAAUUGGCUAACUCGAUUACGACUGGGAGUUGCCGAUAAAAAAUUUAUUACUAUGCUGAUUCAAUUAAGAAAUCUGAAAGACUUGGAAAUUACUUCAACCCAUUUUGCAGAAAAAAAUGAAUGCAACUUUUUCCCAUCGUUUCUUGAAUCAUGUCCAAACCUGAGAUCGAUUGCUCUAUAUAACUACUAUAACUUGUUAAAAAAAAAUUACGUCAAAUUUAUUUGGAACACUAUUAAGCUCCUCAGGGAUCCUGCGAUUUAUCCCCCAUUCAAAUUACGUGGAGUAUGUAGUGAACAACCUUGGAAACAAGCGGCCAAUUACGAUGAUGCUUACCUUCAACUCAAUAUCGAAAUGAAAAAACCAGUGCGAUUUUGAUUAUAUAUUAAUCAACGUAAGAAUUCAAAAUUGUAUUUUUAAUAUGCCAAUAUAUAAUAUCAAUACAAUUUGUUUUUUUUCAUUAUCAAUUACAAAUUGCAGUUAAGCAUAAACCAAUAUUUAAUAUCCAACGCGAUAAUUGUUUUUUUUAACUAUAUUCCACACAUUUGGCUUAAAUUGGAAUAAUUUUAAAAGAAAUCCUCAUUAUAUUUCAAGAGGCAUUUUCCCGAAGACCAAAUUGCCAGACAACAGACAUAAAACUAGCCCUGCAUCUCGCAUUUCACCUGACCAGAACAGUCUGGCGAUGAAUGAUGAAGACGACGUUGAUGAUGACAUUAUCUCAUGCUCAUUGAACGCAAAUGUGGCGUGCACACCAUAAAACAGACAACAAAAACUAGGAGGAGGAAAAGUGUAAGAAUAGUAACGAAAACUAUGCAUAGCGAAGAGCAAAUACCCUAAUCUUGGAAUUUACAGAUUAAAAGCAUAAAUUUAUAAAAUUUCUUAAAAAAUACUGUUUGUUUUUGCUACCAAUUAUUUUGUA
This is a messenger RNA of Drosophila rhopaloa, 3644 nucleotides long. RefSeq lists its product as uncharacterized. The record is from RefSeq and is a predicted model, not a curated record. Bases 161 to 3103 code for a protein of 980 amino acids. Lineage: Eukaryota; Metazoa; Arthropoda; Insecta; Diptera; Drosophilidae. The transcript has 3 exons.